AUGACGAGCAAAGAAAAUCCGAUUAAGCAUAUGGUGAUUGACACGGGCGCAAUAAUUGCGAACCGCGGUCUUCAUACAUUAGCUGAUCAUUACUAUGCACCCCCUCAAAUUUUGGAUGAAUUGCGCUCUUCGGAGGCCCGCAGAGUUUGGGCAACUCUCCCGUUCGAAAUAACUCUCAGAGAACCGACUCAAAAUGCUUUGCGAGCUGUUAUUGAUGCUUCAAAGACCACCGGAGAUUUCCAAUCACUUUCGAUGGUCGAUAUCAAAAUGAUUGCAUUGACUUACGAUCUUCACGGACAGUACGUUUCCGAAAAGAAAGUCUCAGAAUAUACAGAAGAAGAAAACAAAAAAAUUAUCGAAGAUUUGAGCGAAAAAGUUAGAAAAGUUGAAAUUGACGGAAGUACAGAAGCCGACAACAAGCAAGAAAAAGAAGAGGCAGAGUCUGUGGUUGAGGACCAAGAGGGCCUAUCGGAGGGAGAUCACAAUUCAGAAACAAGCGAUGAAUCAGAAAGUGACGACGAGGGUUGGAUUACCGAAGAUAAUAUAGAAGAGACACUGAAGAAAUUAGGAGCGUUUGAGAUUGAAGAGAAUAUGAUCGUUGGAUGUCUGACUACCGAUUUCGCUCUUCAAAACGUUCUUCUUGCAAUGAAUCUCAGUUUGGUCUCGUUGUCCGGAUACCGAAUUCGCAAGCUUAAAUCUUUUGUUCUUCGAUGCCGGACGUGCUUCACAACUACUAGCGUUAUGACGAAGGAGUUUUGUCCAUCGUGUGGUCACAAAACCUUGCACAAAUGCGCUGUAUCUGUUGAUGAGGAUGGUAAGCAACAGUUGCAUAUCAACUGGAACCGUUUGGCAAACAGAAGAGGGCUUCGUUAUACUCUCGCAAAUCCAAAAGGCGGAAAACAUGCAGUCAAUGAACGCCUGUUUGAAGAUCAGCCAAUGCCACAUAUGCGGAUGGCCAAAGUUCAUCUGGACCCUCUUGCUGAUGGACCAUUUUCUAUUCACGAUGUCAACUCAAGGUCGGCUAUGCUCGGAGUUCGAACAAUUAAUAACCGAUCCAAACAAAGUCGCAACCCGAAUGAAGCAAAGCGUGGAGGGAGAAGGAAAUAA
Molecule: messenger RNA, 1107 nt
Organism: Caenorhabditis briggsae
Lineage: Eukaryota; Metazoa; Nematoda; Chromadorea; Rhabditida; Rhabditidae
Exons: 4
Coding region: 1-1107 (368 amino acids)
Biological process (GO): ribosomal small subunit biogenesis; maturation of SSU-rRNA
Cellular component (GO): preribosome, small subunit precursor
Molecular function (GO): RNA endonuclease activity
Source: RefSeq, a predicted model, not a curated record